AUGCACCAACGUCGGGGGAAGCAGCCCCAGUUGCAGCAGUUGCAGGAGCAUGUACUUCUGCUUCAGCAGUUACACCGCCGCUUCGUGCUGCAGCAGGCGAGUGUCCAACGGCUUCGAAAUGUGUGCAAUCAGCAGCAACAGCAACCGUACAAACAUCUCUCUAUACACACCCACAAUGGGGAGCUGGCACGGCCCGCACUUCGACAGCUCCAGAAGCUACAGCAACAAGGCCAGCCACACCAGCAGGCCCAGCCAAUGGCGCAGCAACAACAAAAGUUGCAGCUUCCAUCGUCGUCUGCUCCCUCGCAGGUGGCGAGUAAUUUCUGCGGGGCGAAAGUACAAGAGAAGGCUAGCGAGCUACAGCAUGUAGCAAAAGAACAACAGCAAGCGAAGCAACAGCGACAGGAGCAAUCGCUGCUAACGCAGCAGCAAUGCCUCUUGCAACAGCAGCAGCUACUGCUGCAGCUAGGUGGAAUACGGUCGCCUGAACAGUUAGAUCUCGCAGUUCAUUUGGUACAUCGACAGCUGCUGAUGCAGCGGUCAGCUCCUUAUGCAGCAGCACCAACAACACCGGCAAUAACAGGAAACGGUGCCGCAGGAGUGCCAGUGAACAACACCGAGGGGUGUUCUGCUGCCGAAGCAGAUGAUACUUUAGGUGCAGAUGCGACCAUGCGCAUUGCGAGGCAGCAUGCUGCUUAUCUAGCUGCAGCAGAUGCUACAGGGGAUAAACCCGCCUACGCCGACUCAUGGGAGUCAGAGCCUGCUGCAGGUGCUGCGGUGGUGUCUCAGUUAAUAGGGGGACAGAAGCUGGAAGCAGCAGUGCAGCAACUCAACGCACCUGCAAUUCGCUGCUGGGGGAUGCGGCAGCUACAGGAGCAGCAACAGCUGUUGCUGCAGGUACAGCAACUCGAACAGCUACUGCAGCAACAGCCUGAGCUCCGGUGGCUUCUCAUGCAGGACCCGCAGCUGCUGGGGUUGCUCGACAAGCAACCCGGUUUACUGCUUCUAUUGCUGCGGAAUCAGAAGCAGCAGUGUUACAUGUCGCUACGCCGCCAGCUGUUUAGGGUCGAUCGUGAACCUGAGCAGCAGCAGCAGCAGCUACUGCAGACACCCUUGGGCAUGUACUCAAAGCUACUCUCGGGUGCUAGCCAACAAGAGCAGCAGCAACAGCAAAAAGUGCAGCAGGAGGUAAAGAGGCUUCAGCAUGAGAGGCAGCGGCUAACUUCGCUUGUUAAGCACCAGAUGAGGCUGCAGAAGCAACAAUGCCUCCAGAAGCAGCCGUUGCAGCUGUUACAGCUCCCUGGAGAGCCGCAAGUAUUGCUUCCGCCUCAAACCGAGCAGCAGCAGUCGUUUCCUCAGGAGCGGCAGCAUCCAUCGCCUCAACAUCAGCAGGGGUUAUUACACCGCCAAAAGCAGAUGCAACAGCAGCCAAUGCUGCACUCGCAGAUGCAGCAGCAGCUACCCCAACGGCCAAAGCAAAAGGAGCUGGUUCAUCAGCAGCAGCAAGAUGAGUCAACCCGGUUGCCUAGGGGUUGGCUUUCUCAGCAACAAGAAGUAGUGCACGCUGGAGCAGACACAGAGGAGGAAGAGCAGCCGACGCAGCAAAUGACGGGCUGUGCAGCAGAUAGUGUGGAUAUGUCGCAUGAGCAACGCCUGUUGAUUCCAGCACAGACACACACUACAGUGCGGCCUUCCCCUGGGCCUGCCUCCUUGCCUGUCCAGUCGCCGCAGCAGUCGCAACAAGAGCAACAGCUACACCCAAUGACGCCUCAAUCCCAGGCUGUCAGCAGCAACGCAAGCGAGGACCAAGGGGUGCAGCUGCAGGAGCAGGGCCAAAAGACGCAUCAAGAGAACCUCCAUCAGCACAUGCAGCAACGGCCAAAGCACCAGCAUUGCAACAAGCCGCUGAAGAAAAACAUGCACUUGUACAGCUAUAGAAGCGUGCCCGACACGGAGACAGAAACGGACACGGUAAAAGCACCAGCCGCAACAGCGCCUUCAACCGCAACAGCAAUGGACGCAACAGCGAAAUGUCGCCGGCGCUGCAGCAGGCUCAGGGGGGAACCCCCUGGACCUGACCUUCUUUGCAGUAGGCAAGCACAAACCGGUGAAAUCAAUUGCGAAAACAGUAGCAGUAUCAGCAGCAGCUGCUGCAGCAGCGGAGAUGAGAACCUCCCUCCACUGCAGCAGCUGAGGCAGCGCAAGGUUCAUCGAGACCCUCAAAGAGACCAGCCUAAGGGGCAACACGCAAAACAACGUACAACACGGAAGGUUAUAUCGGCAACCCUUGCCGCAGGUAAGCCUGCUGCAACAGUCUUAGCAAUGCCUGCGGAAGAGGCAGCCAAUCCAUCUGCUGACUCUCACCAUCCCGUCUGCCUCUCCCAUGGGUCUCGAGGGGCCGCGGCGGCAAGCCGUGCAACCAUAGCAGCAUCUGCAGCAUUGCAGUGCAACGGCAUGCCAAAGGCAAGGGGCAGAACCGCCUCAAUAGCAGGCGCAGCGGACGGAGAACAGUUCGAUCAACAGCAAUUGCAGCUACUGCUGGCGCUACUGCAGGAAUGGUGCAGCAGUGCCUCCAAUUCCUCCCAUCCUCCUCCUGCUGAUGCCUCCGCUUCUCUUGUUGCGCAACUUACAGCAGCGCAUCCGCUGCUGCAGAGGCUGAAGCAAGAGCAGGAGCAGCAGAGUGCCCUGCUGCAAACGGCCGUUGGCCACAAUGAGGCAGUCAGCGGCCUCUGCAGCGUUCUGGCUGUUGGCAUGGCUUGUGCGCAGCACCUGCUGUCCUGGAACCACGAGAAGCAGCAGCAAAAGCAGCAGCACCAGCAGCGGCAGUUCCCGCAGCGGGUGCUGAUGUCCGCCAUGAAAACUCCGGAACUCAACGACAACCGCGGCCGACGCCCUGUGGUGAUGAAGCGCAUGAGUAGCACAAGCAACAGCAGCAACAGCACAUUUUCAUCCUUGUGCGGCUGCGUUGCCGUUGCACUCCAUGCGGAAGCUGCUCUGCUAUCAUUAGGAGUUGACCCAUCAGAAGAGGUGGACAUGAAACUGAAAGACCACCAACAGCAGCUGCAGCACCACGAAGAAGACGUCUCGUUGACGGCAAUGCUGACGAGUGUUGCAACUUCGGCGGACAAGGAACCUCAGUUGCUGAUGUUGUUGCUGGGUUACAACGCCUGCUGGAGGGGAUUCGCUAUCUUUGGAGCGUCGCCGUGUCCCUGCAGCAUCCCAAGACCUUCAGUUUGGAAAGUUUCCAUCUUCUUGCUGCCGAUAAGCGAUGCGCUGCUUCCCGAUGCUUCGCUAGUAUUAAAGUAUAGUAGUAGUAUUGAGGAGCUCACACCCAUGCGUCUCAUUGUUUCCAAGUCCAUCGAUUGCUGCAUGAGUUCCUGUGUUGCUUUUGCGCUUCCAAUUUGUCCGCUCGUACAGCUGUUCCAGUUCGUCCCGCAGCUGCGCGAGCCAGUAAUUGAUGGGCUGCUGCAGCAAUUCGCCGCUUCUGCAGACGAGACUUGCAACCAGAAAGGAGGCGGGAAGCAUGCAGCUGCGGCUGCUGCGGCAGCAGCUGCUGCAAUGGAGGAGGAAGGCGAAGACGUCGUUGGACCACAACAGGUGCCACACGACGCUGCAGUAACAGUAGCUCAUCCCGUGACGCUGAUGCUGCUGCGUCUACUGCAGGCAGUGUGCCUGCACAGUGAAGUGUACAGACACCUCCAAGAGUCCUCGUUGGGAGAGGCACCCUGUGCGUGGCUCGAGAAGCAGAAAAAGCAUGUUUCGAACCGAGUGGAGGGAGCAGCAGGGGCAGCAGAGGCCACAGCAAAGUACAUCGCUCGUCGUUUAAUCACCUUGGCAAUCAGUGAGGAGCUGUCAGGAAAGCAGCAUCCGCAACAGCAGUUUUUGCUGCCCUCAUUGCGAUCCUCUCCCGGCUGUCUCCGAGCCGUGCGGCGUCUCAUUGCCGAUCUCUCCUUGCUAACUCGAUCUCCCUCUCACCCAGCCUCUCUGCUGUUGCUCCGCACGGUGGGUUUCACCAUCUUAGCGCGCCUUCUGCGUCCGGAAGCUGCAGCUGACCACGCGCAGCAACAGCAACAGCAAACAGCAUUGCUGUCCCUUCUCUCGGCUCUAGCACCUGCUGUCUUUGCCGAGAAGCUGCCAGUUCCCGCCAUUCCUGUUCUACAGGAGGAGCAGCAGCAGCGCCAACAGCUAUCAGAAGAUGAGCAGGUGGAUACAACAGCUGGAGCAACUGCGAGCGGCCCCGGAAGCGUCUCGAGAGGCCCUACGCAGACGGUGCGACAGCAGCCGGAGCAGCAACAGCUGCAUUCGCGGCGUGCGCCGUUUGCUCACAGCAGCACAGCGUCAUCACCUGCAAAGCACGUCAAGCAGCAAAGAAAUGCUUGCUGCGAUUGUGCUUCUGUUAAGGGGUACGAAGGAGCGGCAGGCAACUCCGCCGAGCCUUGGGUCUGUGCCGGCUGCGAGCUGCGUCGAUCUGUCGCGGUGUCUUUACACGAGGCAAUAAGUAGACUUCGCCCCUCCGCAUGGCCGUUAGUUGCUGCUGCAGGCCCCGCCAGAAGCGCAGGAAAAGCAGCAGCAGCAGCAGCUGCUGCUGCAGAAGGCGUAGCAGACAGCUCGCUGCUCCUCAGCGUGCUUGAUGAACCCCUCACCCUCCGGUGCAUCCUCCUCAUUCAAGCAAACUCCAAUUGUAGCAGCAGAACACCAGCUGUGUCAGCAGCACAUUCUGCAGAGGACGAAACAUGCCGAGUGCAGAACCCGGCUGCGGCAGCUGCUGCCGCAAACGCCUCAGCAGCAAGCUCUGCGGCAAGCGCCAUGCGAAUAUCUCACAGACGUCUGCUUCAGCAGCACUCCAGGGCAGCUAUGGCCUGCCUCCUGCUGCUGCUUGGCGGCAGCAGCAACAAAACCAGCACAAACAAAAAGUGUAUUACAGGAGACGGAAAAACAGGUGACCUCAAGGAGAACAGGAACAAAUCCAGAAGGGCUGACACAAGCAGAAGCCUCAUGUUGCAGCUCGUAGUAGAUAUUGAGUGGGAGGCGGCGGCGGCGGGAGAUGUAGGGCUGCUGCCCCUGAGCUCUACCGCUGCUUCUCCUGCAGCAGGCCCUGACAUCAAUAGCCCUUGGCAGCACCAGCAACAACAGCAGUUGGUCGCCUCUAUCUGGAGGUCGCUCGCUCUGUCGGCGCUGCAGCAUAUUGGGGAUUUGCUGCUGCAUGCAGUUAGGGUUUCUGCAAUGGAUGCCCGCUUAUCAGUAAGGAGAGCGGCUCUUUCUGUGUUGCACGCGUCCGCGACGUGGCGGCCAUCUUUGUUGCAAGCCAGCAGCAGCGACAACAGCGGCAUCGCCAUCCUCUUGCCUCAGGCACUUGCAGACCCGUCCCCUGGUGUACGCGAGCGCGCCUUGGCCCUGCUCGACACUGCACUGAAGCAGCAGCAGCGGGACGCUGUAGCACCACCCUUGCAACACAACAGCCACCAACAGCUGGGUGGCGCGCACCCAAAUAAGCAAGUCGAAGUUGCUGUCUCCCCUUGGCUCGAGGAAAUCGGAGGAUUGUUGCGGUUCCUCCGCUACGUAGUGUUGCAGGAGACAGCCCCCUCUGUUAGGCAGCAGGCCUUGCGCGUGGCGCGAGGUUGUGCUGCUGCUGCCCCACUGGGAGAGACAGCGCGCUGCUGCCGCUCUCUGCUGCUGGAGGCCCUUGCAGCUGCUCCUGAUCACCCCCCAACCAAGGCAUUUGUUACGGCAGCACUUGCAGCUGAAGUUGUUCGAUUCCUUGCUCCGAAAUCCUCCGAGAAAGGUGAUGCGGCGGGUAGUUCAGAAGUGCGCGAUGUAGCUGCUUCUACUACAGCAACGCAUACACCCCAAAAACGGAGGACCUCGGGCUUUCAUAGCUACGGCGGGUCGCCUCUAGCGGCACCAGCGCCACAGGGGUCGGUAAACGCAUGCAGUUCCCUGGAUCUGCCAAAGGCAGUCAGGCUUCUGGCUAGCUUAGUUGCUGCGGCACGGGAACACCUGGAGGAUACCUCUUUGGUGCUCCUUCUGCUGCCUCGGAUGCAGCAGCAACUUCACCAACAGGUGCAGCAGCCGCAAUCACUGGAGGAGCUUGCCGCAACGCUUCUGGAUGCUUGCCUGAGUGAGUAUCUGAACUGUUGCUGUGGUGUACCCGCACAGCAGCAGCAGCAGCACAAUGACCACUCUGAGCAAGACCAAGAGCAGCAUCAGCAGCUGGCGCAGCAAGACUCCCUCCUGGACCCUACUGCUGCAGGGGCAUCUCUCCUGCAUCUGGCCCAGGAGCUUGGGCUAUUCUGUCCUCGUGGACUGCUCCAGUUUGUUCCCCACGUCGCUGUUUUGCUGAGGGAUAACGCGACGCUGCUUCAGCAAGGCAUGAGUAGCAGCCGGUCUUGGUUAGGGGAGAUCGAGCUUCUCGCAGCUGCAGCAAAUCAUAUUCGGGGAGCUUCCUACCACGUGCAGCAAGAAAUGCUGCUCUGUGUGCCGGCUGUGCUGCUGCUUCUAGAAACAGACCCGCUCGUGCUGCAGGCAGGGACGACGAUGUUGUGCCGGGUGUCGUUGCAACUACAGCAGGACGGGGUGCGUGAUAGCCUCCUCGACCUUCUUGCUGUCAGUCUGGCGCUCAUUUACUCCAUAAAAGAUCGCAUUCACCCACAUCGAGAGCCGCACCAGCAAGAGGAGCCUCAGCAGGACCAGAAGCUACAACAGAGAGACGGCGUCGUGCCGAUGCUUCAGGCACUGCAGUUCGCAUCGUGGGCAGUGGCGUGUUUGGCUGCCGGCUUGGGAAUUGGAGUACCCAUCAAACGCUGUGCCACAGGUGCAAACACUUUUGGUGCUGCUACUGUGUCAGCAGAUCCGCAGUGGGUCUCAGCUUCCUUACCAGGUGCUGCUUCGUUGCUAUCGGAUGUUCCCAUGGCAUUGCUAAUGCGGCGGGUAGCUGCGCACGCAACGGACAGCAAGUCUGCAGCAGCGGCUGCAGCGGCUGCAGGAGAUGGCGCCUUUGAUUUGCAGCAGUGUAUAUUUCAUCUGCUGUGCGACGCACUUCUUCUGCUGCAACAGCACGGAGGCAUGACGGCUGUCGCUUGGCGUUCCGUUUGCUGUUUCGUGCGAGCGUCUCCUUCCUUCCUAAAGAGCCCGCGACUGGGUGCACGUCUUCAUGCAGCCAUAAAAGCAGCAGAAGCUGAGACGGAGAAAUUGUGUGGGAUCCAGCAGCACAAGCAAGAAGAGUGGACGGCCAACGCAUCUGCGCUCGAUUUGCCUGCCGCUCUUCAGGCGUUGUAUGGGCUCAUCAAAGGCCUGCAGCGAGAUAGCACGCCUCCAGGAGCACCUGCAACAGCAACGGCAGCAAAGGCAGCAGCAGGAGCAGCGAGCGGAGGGGGUAGGGGUCUUCAGAGCACCAGUGUUCCGUCGCGCCGAUCAGACACGCGCAUCAAGCUUCACCGGCAACAACAACAACAGCAACAGCAGAGCCAGCGUACUCCUCCCUCGAAUACUCGCACAGCCUCUCUGAUGGCAUCUUCCACAGCAACAGCAGCAGCGGCAGCAGCCGCAGCAAUAACAGCAAAUCUGCGUCAGGGGCUGGGGGCUGGCACGGAACGCUCUUCAGAUACCCACGGCUCCACAGUUCCAGCAGCAAUUUCACAGCCAAGUGUAUGCGACUACUUGCACUCUAUAGCGCUGUACGUCAGGCCUAUGAUGGACUUGCUUCUUCCUAGGCAGCAGCAGCUGCAGUUACUACAGAAGCAGCAACCGUGGGCGCGACGCCAACAACCAUUGCUUUGCCCAUACGCACUGAUGGGCAUGCUCGUUUCACUAGGCGGCGCUGGUGCGGCCUCUGCUGCAGGCCGGAUGCAGGAGUGUCUGGACAACUCGCUGAUGUUGUGCAUACAUCGCCCAGCACCAGACACAACAGCAGCAGAACGGCUAUCCAAGGCUUCUGGCAGCGGCACCAGCUGCUCGAAGUUCCUGCAGCUGCAAGAGGAGGGAGCAGCGCCUUUUACUGCGCUAAUGCUUUCUCCAUUUGACCCAGUGGACACAGCCGCUGUAUCUGCAUUUGUUGCAUUUUUCACUAAGGGAGCAAGGGGAAGCACCAGAGGUUCACCUUCGGACGUUCAGUUAGGACUUGUCGCUCAACUGAGGCGAUUCAGCAGUGUUGAGUCACUUGCGGGUCUUGCCGCCCGUCUCCCGCCUGCAGCAGCAACUGCCGGCGCAGCAGUAGCAGCUGAAAAGGGAACCAACGAACGCCUCGCUGCAUGGAUAGGCAGCUUGCCAACUUCUCUAGCUGCUGUUGCGGCAGAUGCAGCCAUUGCCCCGUGGCUGCAGCAAACCCCCAUAGGUUUGCUGCCGCUGCUUCCUGCUGUGUUUGCUGCUCUGCUACACUUAAGGCUUGUUUCCGAUGUGCUGCUGUCGAUAAUUCACAAGCCCUCUGAGGCGGCAGAUGUAGUAGCAGCUCUCCGAGGGGUAAUUGUUGACUGUGGCGCCUCUGUUGACACCAUGCUGCAUGCAAUCCACCAACAGCAGCAGCAACUGCAACAGAAGCAGCAGCACCACCAAGUGGCUGCUCUAAACGCUGCUUUCUGUGGGUGCUUUGCUUCACAUCUAAGGGCUGCUAUUCUGGAGGGUUUCCACUUGCAGGAUGCAGAUGAAGGCGAAAGCGACACAGCAUCGCCAGCUUGUGGUGCUGCUGUGCCAGAGGACUUAGAAAGCCACGGAUGCGGCGACGGUUGUCCCGGUGCCAAACAGCAGCAGCAACAACAGCAACAGAAGAGAGGUCGGCCGCUUGUUCGGCAGCGUAGCCGUCGGAGCAGCAGCAGCAGCAGGAGCAGCAGCAGCAGCAACAUUCCGUUGCCGCGUAGAGGUGGUGUGCCGGACUGUGAAUCUUUGGCUGCGGCUGCAACUACCGCUGGAUCGUCUGCAACUGCAGCAGCAACAGCAUCGAAAAAGAGCCCUGUGUCAAUUCGCCGCAAGUGCGGCAACGCGCCGUUGCCUCCCACAAUUCCAGAGGAAAAAGCUGCGUGGCGGUUGUUUGCUGCAGCCGCUCGCUCGCAGCGACAUGCUGUGGCAAAACUGGGGAGGCUGUGGGUAAGCAUCGUCUCCAAAGGGGAUUCAACAGAAACAGGAGCAUCGGCUACAGAAUCAGUAGCGGCAAAGACCGCAGAGGGGAACGGAGACACCAGGGCGAGCCUUAUAAAGGAGAUGGUGAAUGCAGCAGUUUGCUGUGUCAGUGAAUUGACAUGGGCUGAGGCCUUUGCACCUGCGCACGUGGAUCGUAGAAAUCGGAGACGCAAACACCUCCUGCAGCAGCAACAACAACAACAAAACAGUUCUCCGCCCACGUGGCGCCGAAGGAAGCGCAGACGGUUUGGGGUGCGCAAGGGAGAGGAUCCCCGAGACUCUGACUGGGCGAGAGAUGAGGAGACAUCAGAGCCGACGGCCGAGUCCGAUGAGGACUUCACGGACCACUGA
Molecule: messenger RNA, 9459 nt
Organism: Eimeria maxima
Lineage: Eukaryota; Apicomplexa; Conoidasida; Eucoccidiorida; Eimeriidae
Exons: 10
Coding region: 1-9459 (3152 amino acids)
Biological process (GO): regulation of transcription by RNA polymerase II
Cellular component (GO): mediator complex
Molecular function (GO): transcription coactivator activity
Source: RefSeq, a predicted model, not a curated record